AAAUCGUCAUCCGAGCAUGUCGUAUAUUCGAAAUUUGCUGGACUCGCCAAACGGCUGGACUCAACUAAAUCGAAAUAUCAAUGAAAUGAGGGGACUGAAUAGCUGCUUUUAUUUCUUUGACUUGAAAACGGGCUGCAAGUUGAUAGCCGUAUUUGAAGCUCUGGUCAAUGUUCUGCAAAUGUGCAGCAUUUACAAGGCGGAGAUGGAAAUGGAAGUGGGAUUAGGGUCCACCACAACGGAGUCGCUGGAUUCGCUAAUGGUCACUAGGGAACCUGAUGGGGACAUGCUCGGACCCAACACGACAAUGCCUAUAUUUGAAACAAAUCCUUAUUUUAGCAAGGCCUUACACUCCUUGACUGUGCUCAGGUCCCUACUGCUCAUUGUGGGUGCCGAAUGGAGUCACAUAUCCUGUCUAGUCCUGUGGAUUUGCAUUACAGUUAUAACCGUGAUGAUAAGCACUUUAAUUGAUAUUACGCAAGAAACCACAGACCUGCAGAAAGUCUUCGUUUGUACACUUUCAAUUUUUCUUGAAAUCUAUUUCUGCGCAGUGGUUUCCUCCUUAAUUUUGAAAUUGCAGGAAAAACUUCGUCGCUGUGUUCAGGAAACGGAAGUGCUUUUUACACAAAGCGAGGAAGCUUAAUUAUAUGCAAGAUAAUUUAAUGGUACCUCCCCAUAUGUAUAUUUCAAAUAUAUCAAGGUCCUACUUGUAAAAGUAUUUGCGUGUACUAUUUUUAAAAGCAAGUACUCUUAAUGAAACAGAAUAAAUUUCUAUUGCUAGCACAAGACCAUAAUAAUAAAAGCUGGCAAUCCAAUUGGUUUUUAGCUUAA
This is a messenger RNA of Drosophila elegans, 828 nucleotides long. RefSeq lists its product as uncharacterized. The transcript has 3 exons. Lineage: Eukaryota; Metazoa; Arthropoda; Insecta; Diptera; Drosophilidae. The coding region runs from base 17 to 640 and encodes 207 amino acids. The record is from RefSeq and is a predicted model, not a curated record.